CCCAAUUUCCAUAGCUCCGGAUAGAUUUCAAUUCGCUUUCCUUCGACAGGGUUCCCUGCGAUCUUCGCUGUUGGUUGUGCCCUAAUUCGACAGGAAGAAGAUUUCCGUCGUCAAACCAGCCAGUUCUAAAAUUAGUUCUAAAUUUAGGGUUUGGCGCAAUCAGUAGAGAAACUCGAUCCAAUAUGUGCGAAUCUUUGAAAUUCUUUGUCGCUGUUGCCGAAAUUCUUAUGAUCCCUUGGGAUUGAGAAAUCCGAGGUGGCUAGAAGAAGACCCUCGCUGAUGUCAGGCUGUGCGUUCCAAUUCGCCCAAUUUUGGAGACCCACCCAGCGUUGUGUUCGUCGCUGGACCUCUGUAGUUUCUGAUUAAGCAGCGUCUGUUUUGCAGAAAGUCUUGGUCGUGGCAGUUGGGUUCCAUUUGCUGCAGCCAUUCCAGUGGAUUGAUGACAGAACUGUAAGUAGCUUUGAACGUGACGCAUUUUAUCUCUGGAGAUAAAGUCGAUUCUUGUAAGAAACUAUUAUGGGUUUCCUGUUGUGAGCGUUUCCUUGCGGUUCCUGUUGGCAAUAUCUGUAAUGCCAGAAUCGUUAUUUUUUUUUUGAAACGUAGCUCUUCAAAACCGAAAUCAAACAGACGUUCAUCACGAAGAUAAAUAACAUUAGAUCUUACAAGAUAUGUGGAAAGUGAAGUUCAGAAAUCCGCUCGAAAUUCAUUGGUCUUCUGGAAGAUUUCUCUAAUUAUGGAUCACAGAGGAGAUCCCACCACCAAUUAUAUUGCACCAAAUUUGUCCCGGAGCUGCUUGAAUUUUGCAGCGGUUGUGCAGGUGCUGCCAAUGCAAGAGGAAGUGAACCGCUGAGACAUCCUCAGACACGCGUAGGCAUGGGUAACAGAGAUAAAUUCACGAAACGCACAAAGCAAAUUCUAUUACAAACAAAUAAACCCGCAUGCUUCACUUUGUCUACAGACAUCCUCUGUGAAGUCCAGCUCCUCAUUCCAUUACCCCCUGUUUGAGUUGAAGCGCCAUGGCGAACCUAGCUACUCUUCCGGAGUCCUCUCUCGAAGAGGAUAUGUCGGCUAGCGUGGCAUCUUCCAGUGAAAGCUCGGAUCUCCGGAACGAGAAAGUCUUGCUGCAGGUGCAGGAGAGACUUAAGAAGCAGUUGUUGGACAAGAAGCAUGAGAUUGAAGAUAGAAUCUAUGAGCAAAAGAGGUAUCUGCUGCGAGCCACCAAGGAUCGGGAGGAGGCUGGAGUGCAAUUGUAUGACCUCCAGUGCAAUCUGGCUAGUCUACAUGCCAGUCUCACGAAGACAACCGUCGCUCUUGACACAGCUUCUCAAGGUCAUGCAAAGGCUAGGGAAGAGUUAGACACGAUGGAGAAGCAACAUGCGCUGCGUUCCAAAGAGCACAAAGUCAUUGUAGACAAAACAGCUGAAACUAGACGAGAGCUUGAUAACAUCACAAACGUGUUGAUGUCGCUGGAAGAUUUGAGUGAGAAGCUCAAAGGUGAUAUUGCAUUGAACAGGCGUGCCACAUAUGCAACCGAAGAAGCAACUCUCAGGAUUGAGUCCCUCAAGAAGCUGCAAGAUGCGGCCAUUGACGACUGCCAAACUCGGAUCCAAGAAAUCCUGAACAAAGUCGAACUGACCAAAGGGCAACUUGAAGCUCAGAAAAGAGAAUCAUUUUUUGCCAACCUCGCUCUAAAAGAAGCUGACAUAGAAAUGGCCUCUAUUCAUGCGGAAAAAAGACAGCUUACUUUUCAGUGGAAGACUACUUUGAUAGCCUUGACUCGUUGUGAUAAUGCUGUGAAGCUUCUAAGAGAUGCGAUUGAUAAACAAGCAGAGGUGAAAGUAGGAAUAAAAAUCGAAAAAUCAAGAUACGUAAAAGAUACAGGAAAGAUGAAUAAUUUAUGUGAUCGAGCCAAAUUUAGACUCUUGAAAAUCGAUAGUAGUAUGAAAGAGGUAGCAAAAUUUAUCAACAAUGUGACAAAUCAAUGCACAAAAGUAAAUCAACAAUAUGCAAAAGUUCUUAUCAAGGUUGAAAAAGUAAAAAAUGAAAUCAAAGUUGCUGUUGAAGACAUUAAAAAGCUAAAACUUACAAUAAAGGAAGUCAAUACACAAUACAUAAGAAAAAAAAAUAAAAUUAAUGAAUUGGAGACCAAAAUAAUGUCAAAACUAUUAGAACAAGUGAUCCUUGAAGAAAAAGGAGCAGAAGCAAAAGUUGCAAAUAUUAGCGAAUUAAGAAAAUUAGUGAAAAAACAAGAUUCCAUGGCCACAAAGCUAAACCAUGAACUAUCUUCUAUUAGAUGUGAAGUCCUUGCGGUUCAAGCAUAUAAUCAAGAAAUAAACAUUGCACUGAAAAUGGUGAAUGAUGAUGUUGCUGCAAAAUAUAAUAUCAUCUUUAAAUUUGAUGCAGAGAUCAAACAAAAAGAUCGAGAAGUGGACUUAAAAACAAAAGAGAUCAUGCGUCUAAAUAAAAAAUAUGAGCAAUUGACUGCUAAUAUGUCACAUCCGGAUGCAUCAUCACCAUGGGAAGCUAUGAUAUAUAACUUAAGGAUUGAAAUUAAUCAAAAUUUAAAAGAAUCGAAUGAAUCUCAAAGGCAAUGGUUGUCAUUGCAAACUUCACUUGUGGGUCUUCAAAAUGAUAUCAAUACAUUAAGUGAACAAGUGCAACGUGCAAUUUAUGAUCAAGGAAUUUUAAUCCAAAGGAAAUAUCGAGUUGAUGCUCAAUGUAAUAUACAAAUACAAUCUUCAAAGGACCUUCAAGUUGAGAUAGGUCAAAAACGAAACUUAAUUGCUAGGUUGAAUGAUUUGAUUGGUAAAAACAACACAUUAGAGACUUCAUUGGUUGAUGUUACAAAGAACAUGCAAACUCAACACGUUGUGAUUUUGAAAGACUUGGCAAAAGAAACAAUGGAUCUUGAAUCGCAAUUUCAUGAUUUAGUAGUUGAAAAAGAUCAUGCUCUCAAGCAUUUAGAUGAGUUGGAACAUCACGUGAUGCUAUGGAGGUACAAAAUAUCCUACGAAAUACAAAUUCAGGAAGCUACAGAUCCAAAUAUAGGAUCAUCAGAACUUUCCAAACUCAAGAAUUCAAUUGAUCAUAUGCAAUUUGAAUUCAAUAUGCUUCAAUUAAAACGCAAAAAACUGAUUCGAAUUCUUGAAUUCAAAGUGGAUUGUCGUAAAGUUAUUACUUCAAAAAUGGAGGCAAUGAGCAAUCAAAAAGGAAUUGAUGGUCCAACUGGAUUUGAAGCUGGCAUGGUUAGAGCUGUUGAAGAUUUAAAAAAAACAAUUAAGAAUACCAAUAAAAGUGUGGAGGAAUGUGAUGCGAGGUUAAAAGGGCUUGAAACGCAAAAAACCACCUUAAAUCAUAAAAUUUCAUUCUUGAAUGAACAUCUUAGUGAACUUCUUCUACAACAAGAGCAUUCCAAGACAAGGUUAAGAGAAAUGAACAAAUCAAGAUCAAGGAUUUUUCUAACCACUGCCAUGUACCAACGCCUUGUCAAAAAACAUGAAAGCUUUAAAAAUGAUAAUUGGAAAGGUAUCCCUUUCAAGAAAAGCAUUAUUGAAGACACAAAUGAAGCAAAUCAAAAGAUACAAAUGUUGAUAAAAAUCGUUGGAGAACUGAGUGAACAAUUACCAAAUUUGCAAGAAAAGUUAGACAAUUUGGUUAUUCAAAGCGAAGUAGCUUUGAAAAUUAGUCAAUGAGUCAUUUGCAACUAUUUCUUAAUUGGAUUAUUUUUGUAUUGAAAAGAAUUGAAAACAGAAAUACAAUGUAUAAAAUUUUAUUCAUUAUAGAAAAGUUUCAACAAAGAAUCAAAAUACAUAUUU
Physcomitrium patens is the source of this 3815-nucleotide messenger RNA. The record is from RefSeq and is a predicted model, not a curated record. Lineage: Eukaryota; Viridiplantae; Streptophyta; Bryopsida; Funariales; Funariaceae.